AUCACGCGUCACUGAAGAAAAGAGGCAACGAUAUGAAGAACCUUUAUGAUUUUUAGCGUCCGCAUCGUUUGUGACAACCACAGUCGUUCGCUAGAAACUGUGAAAUCUGGAGACAAUUGGGGGCAGAGUAUUGUGUUAGUGAGACCGACCGAGCAAUGGAAACCUCUGCAAAGUUAGACAAUCCGAGCGACCAACAUUCGACGGCAAAGUUACAUCCAUACGCCAGUGCCAGUGCAGUUUCGCGUUAUUUUUUCUGGUGGCUGCUUGAUGUACUUCGACUUGGCGUGCGAAGGCAAAUCGUACCGAAUGAUAUUUAUGACACCCUAUCCACUCAUAAGAGCGCACAGAUCGGUGCAUCAUUCGAGGAGCAAUGGCGACGCGAAAUAUCUCACCACCGUGCCUCGGCCCGCCAUGGAUCGAUCAAUGAUGGCGAAAGCAAAACAAAAGACGACACGAACAAUAUGCCACCGGCAUCGCAGCAACGCAAACUGCCGGCGCCAUGGAGGCUUCUGCGGACCAUAAUACGCAUUUACGGGACCGGUGUGCUGGUGUUUGGAUUUGUUUACAGCGCUAUCGAAUCCGCGUGCAGGAUAGGCCAACCGUUUCUUCUUGGUCAGCUGAUUUUAUAUUUUGAUUCACAACGAAAUGUAGCGUCGACAGAUGAGCCAGCCACACUUGGAGCGGCCUAUGGGUAUGCGGUCGGUAUUGUUUUGACGGUGCUGGCCCCGCUAGCCAUAUUUCAUUGUUAUCAACUGUAUCUGCUGCAAGUGGGAAUGAAGAUUCGGAUCGGCUGUUGCGCAAUGAUUUACCGUAAGAUACUUUGCAUGAAUAACGCCGGGGACGGUUUGUCCGGAACGGUCAUCAAUUUGAUGGCAAACGAUGUGAGCCGCUUCGAUUAUGCAGUAAUAUUUUUCCACGACCUCUGGAAAGGCCCAGUUGAGUUGGUGAUCGUCGCUGUAUUAGUUUACCGAGAAAUUGGUCCCGCUGGGCUGAUUGGGAUAGGGUUUUUAUUGCUGUUUAUACCGAUCCAGGCGUGGCUAGGCAAACAAUCGGCUAGAUUCCGAAUGAAAGCGGCUUUAGCGACGGAUGAGCGAGUGCGCUUGACGAACGAAAUAGUUCACGGUAUUCAGGUGAUCAAAAUGUACGUUUGGGAAAAACCUUUCGAGCAAAUGGCACGGAAGCUGCGAACCAAGGAGAUAAAAGCACUGCGCGGCAGUGCGAUUAUAAAGUCCGCACUCUUUGCGCUUCGAAUUGUACCAAAAGUGUCCAUCUUUCUGACACUAGUGGCCUACGUUUACUUUGGCAAUGCUCUAACAGCUCGACGGGUGUACAUGCUGAUUUCGUUCUUCAGCGUAAUCCAUCACUCCAUGGUCGAAUUUUGGCCACUAGCCGUUACGUCCGCUGCAGAAGGAUGGAUCUCGUUAAAACGCAUACAACAGUUUCUUUUUGAAGAUAAUGUACGCGACCAUGGAAAGCAAGCAGAAUCUCAUUGCCCACAUGCAGAUGUUCCACCGUAUGUGGAGUUCAAAAAUGUCCAUACUUCGUGGCCAAAUUCCAAUUUCUCACUUCAGGACGCAUCGUUCAGAGUAGAGGCAACAGCUCAUCGUACGGCAGUAAUUAUUGGUCCUAUUGGUGCUGGUAAAUCGACAUUGCUGAAUCUCGUGAUCGGUGAACAAUCAGCAACUCACGGAACAAUUACAGUGAACGGUACAGUUAGUUACUGCUCCCAAAAACCUUGGCUGUUCGAGGGAACGGUUCAGCAGAAUGUGAUCUUCGUCGACACGUACGAUGAAACACGUUAUCGAACAGUUGUAAAGAUAUGCGCUUUGGAACACGAUAUUCAAACUUGGCCCCAUGGGGACCAAACGAUGGUCGGUGAACGCGGGUACAGUUUAAGUGGUGGACAAAAGGCACGGAUCAACUUGGCGCGUGCCUUGUACCGUAGGGCAGAUAUCUACCUUUUAGAUGAUCCUCUUGCAGCGGUUGAUGCGCAUAUAGCGAACGUUAUAUUCGAGCAGGCGAUAAGGGACUUUCUUCAAGACAAACUGUGCAUGCUAGUAACCCAUCAGCUCAAGUACAUCCAUCAAGUGGAACACAUCAUUGUGCUGGAAGAUGGCAAAAUUACUAGUCAAGGACACUACAGCAAGGAGUUAUCAGAAUGGUGCACAUCACAUCAGCUUUCAAAAGAUCAAAAAGCACCCAUGGACAAAAUGUUGGAGUGUGUAGAAAAAGACGAACCACAAGUGAGGCGUACCGACACCCAGGAGCAGACAUUGCCAGCAGAGCGGAAUGUAAAGGAAGGGCAAGAAGAUGGUACCGUCGUGUUUAAAGUCUACAUAGACUUUUUGAAGUCGGUUAACAGCAUACCUAUCGUAGCGUUUACAGCUUUGCUAAUGAUUGGCUACCAAGCAGCUUCAUCGGGGACGGAUUAUUUCGUGUUUAUAUGGGUGGACUGGGAGGAAACGUUCAGUAACACGGUACAUGCACUGUGGACGACGGACGACCAUGUUUGGUUCUACACUGGAGCGAUUGUUAUCACCAUCAUGUUAACUACCAAUUCAUUUGCUUUCUUCGAAAUGUGUCUUAAGGCUUCCCUUCACUUACAUGCCGCACUUUAUCGAGGAGUAACAGAGACCGCCAUGGCUUUCUUCUAUCAAAAUCCAUCGGGCAGAGUAAUGAAUCGCUUCUCGAAGGAUAUCGGGUUAAUCGAUACGAGCCUACCCACCGUAAUGAUCGAUAGUCUAUACUUUUUCCUUGAGCUUUCUGGUAUUAUAGUGAUAGUGGCGUUGGCUAAUUACUGGCUGCUCAUACCUACUGCAAUCAUGGGAGUUGUAUUUUAUCUAUUGAGGGGCGUUUUCCUACGAGCGGCAAGAAAUGUGAAACGAGUUGAGGCUAUUACCCGCAGUCCAGUAUUUACGCAUACAAAUGCAACGAUCGAUGGCUUGACGACGAUACGCGCGUUCGGAGCAGAACGCUUUCUGGAAGAGACGUUUCACCAGCACCAGGACGUUAACACAUCAGCGGCUUUCCUGUUUGGGGCAACGACUCGUGGCUUCGCUUUCUGGCUUGAUGUCAUUUGUCUGCUUUAUAUAGCGUCCGUGGUAAUGAGCUUUCUGGUUAUCGGAGACGGCAUUAUAAGCGGCAAUGUCGGACUGGCCAUAACGCAAGUUCUCAACCUGAUUGGAAUGUGCAACUGGGGCAUUCGACAAACGGCGGAGCUUGAAAACCAAAUGACAUCCGUGGAACGGGUAUUUGAAUACGCCCAGCUCGGACCUGAACCGGACUUGGCGCCGGGUGUCCAAACAAUUGUACGCAACGAAGCGUGGCCCGAAAACGCCAGCAUAACUUUCCGCGAAGUUUAUCUACGCUACUCACCCACUGCCGAGCCCGUACUGAAGCGACUUAGUUUCACGAUAAAAGCCAAGGAGCAUGUUGGAAUUGUCGGACGAACCGGCGCUGGCAAGUCGUCAAUAAUUCAGGCACUCUUUCGCCUAACACCCUUGCACGCCGGCGAUGGUAGCAUCGAGAUUGACGGAAUCAAUAUCGGAUCGGUGCCGCUGCGGCAGUCUCGUGGCCUCAUCUCGAUAAUUCCCCAGGAUCCGGUCAUAUUCUCUGGCAGUUUGCGAAGCAAUUUGGAUCCGGAAGAGCGGUUGCCAGAUGAAGAGCUGUGGAAAGCGCUCGACCAGGUCGAGUUGAAAACCACUAUCAGUACUUUUGCCGGCGGUUUGAACACGAAAAUGAUGGAAGGAGGCACAAAUUUGAGCGCUGGCCAACGGCAACUGAUUUGUUUGGCGAGGGCAAUCUUGAAAGGCAGUAAAAUAUUAAUUCUCGACGAAGCCACUGCCAAUGUUGAUCCCAGAACCGAUGCACUUCUUCAGAAAACAAUAAGAACGCAGUUCACCGAUUGCACGGUUCUAACUAUUGCGCAUCGUUUGAACACCAUUUUGGAUUAUGAUCGGGUGCUGGUUAUGGAUGCUGGGCAGAUGGUAGAGUUUGACAGCCCACAGAAGUUGCUGCAAAUUGCAGACGGUUUCUUCCGUAGGUUAGUUGAAGAACACGGGGAACAAGAAACAACAAACAGCAACAACAAUACACAACGGUAUGACAUUGACUAAUGGCUGCCUUAAGCGGUAUACUUUCAAUGCGAAAUGGUUUAUCUAACGGGUAAGUAGUGAUUAGCCAUUUGCUGUAAAGACUUACUUGCUGAACAAGCGGAGAACUACACAAAUGAUGAUGAACAUGACUGCCAUUGCUACUAGGACACCAAUCAUUGCGGGAUCGAUGUACUUCUCCGGUUCGAUCGGUUUAUUGAUCGGAGCUACGAAUAUCCAAAAUAAAAGCGAAAGAAAGAACAUGAA
Messenger RNA from Anopheles gambiae (African malaria mosquito), 4358 nucleotides. RefSeq names its product probable multidrug resistance-associated protein lethal(2)03659. Gene Ontology annotation, cellular component: membrane. Gene Ontology annotation, biological process: transmembrane transport. Gene Ontology annotation, molecular function: ABC-type transporter activity; ATP hydrolysis activity; ATP binding. The record is from RefSeq and is a predicted model, not a curated record. The coding region runs from base 156 to 4115 and encodes 1319 amino acids. Lineage: Eukaryota; Metazoa; Arthropoda; Insecta; Diptera; Culicidae. The transcript is spliced from 11 exons.